AUGGAUAGCACGAACCCGCCCAACGGCUGGCCGCAUCAUCGUAUCCCCAAGGUACGAGCCGAUUCCAGCGUGCCGUCUGCCGCCCAGAUUGCGCAGGAGCGGCUGCCGCUGACGACCCGACAAAAACUGACGGCCCUGCCUGCACAGAGAUCGCACGACGAAAUGCAACGCGGCCACCGCGAGAGCUCCGACCAAGCCUCCCUUCGCCGUCCAGCGCCCUUCCAUCGCCGCGCCAACUCUCCGCCCUCCGCCAGCUCCACCACUCCGCCGCACGCCCCUCAACACCCGCAAACCUCCGGCCUGCACCUUCCUCCUCUCCGCCACCGCUUUGCCGGCGACGGGUUUGACUUCAGACGGCCUGCCAUGUCCACGCCCGCCGCUUCGAGCCAUCGCCCGCCCGCGGACGUCAUAGACCUCACCUCCGAAGACGAUGCCGCUCUGGCCGACUCGUCCGCAACGCCAAUCGCUCCGCCGGUUCAAUCAGCCCGAGCCUCGCGCCCGCCGCGCUUUGCUCGAGAGAUCAUCGACCUCUCCGACGAUACGCCUGCUCAUCCGCCACCGCCCCCGCCAGCACAGAAUGCCGCGCCCUCGAGCCCGGAGGUUGAGUUCGUCUCGUCGCGCACGAUUCCCGGCCGAAGACGAGCACCGGCGACGGCUGUCGACCUCACCGAUGUGGAAGACGACUUUGAGUUCGAGAUGUUUUUUGCCGACUUUGGAGCCAGACACGGCGUGAACAGGGCACCUCCUGGCGAUGGGGGUUUUAGGACGCGCAGUCGAAGGAACAGCCCGGUGCACCGGCGGCUCAUGCACAUACUCGGUGAGCGCACGUCUGUCCAGCAGCACCAGCACCAACGGCUGAGGGAGCGGCGAGAUCAACGUGACACGCGCCCGCGGACGUCGCAGAGGGCGCCGUACAUUCAACGGCUAAUUGGACGUGAUCCAGAUGGCCUCCUCGAGCUUAACAAUGCUCAUACGGGCUUCCUCGGACCAGGCGUCAUGAACUACGGCGCUGCCGCCUUCGACCUCGGCCUUGAGCGCGAGACCACGCCGACAUACGAAGCUCCCCCCAAAGCCCCGUCCGGAUUCACGCGUUCGCCGGAGGAGGGCGAUGCUCUGGCCUGUCCCAAUUGUGACGCAGAGCUGUGCGCAGGCGCGGAAGGAGACGAGAAGAGGCAAGUGUGGGUUAUCAGGGCAUGCGGCCAUCUCCCCUCUGGUCGCGCAACGAGCAUCGCCCACACUGCCUCGCUCUCCCUCACCACUACAAACAAUCCAAUCGGCCUUGGCGCCGAAACCACCCCGCCCAUUACUCGUUCGUCCGAGCCGACCAUGUCCUCCACCGCCCCGACAACGAAGCCCAAGGCAGGCACCAGUACCGUCGCGCAGACCUAUCUCCUCUCGUACAAUGCAGCAUCAGCGCUGCUAUGGACAGCCGUGUUAGGCCGGGUCGUGCUACUUGUGCCGCUGGUCGGCUUGACCAACGUCUUCGGUGGCGUUGACGACUUCGUGCGCUGGGUGCAGACGCUGGCGCUGGCCGAGGUGGGACACGCUGCUUUUGGCAUCGUCCGCGCGCCUCUCCUCACCACCCUCAUGCAGGUGGCCUCCCGCCUCCUCCUGGUGUGGGGCAUUGCCUAUCCGUUCCCCCAAUCAACCGCGCACUCGCCCGCCUUCGCCGGCAUGCUGCUUGCCUGGUCCGUCACCGAGGUCAUCCGCUACAGCUACUUCGUCUUCCUGCUGGGCAGCGGCAAGGUUCCGGCCGUGCUGAGCUGGCUGCGGUACAAUACUUUCUACGUGCUCUACCCGCUCGGCAUUUCCUGCGAGUGCUGGCUGGUAUACAAGGCAACCGGCCCGGCCGCCGAACUGAAUCCCCUUAUCGCCUACGGCUUGUGGGCUGUGUUGGCCAUUUACGUACCUGGCUCGUACAUCCUUUACUCGCACAUGAUGGCCCAAAGGCGCCGCGUCAUGCGCGGGAAGAAGAGGGCAGACUAA
Messenger RNA from Lasiodiplodia theobromae, 1986 nucleotides. Its product is annotated as Ring finger domain-containing protein. Lineage: Eukaryota; Fungi; Ascomycota; Dothideomycetes; Botryosphaeriales; Botryosphaeriaceae. The transcript is spliced from 4 exons. Gene Ontology annotation, biological process: sphingolipid biosynthetic process; fatty acid elongation; very long-chain fatty acid biosynthetic process. The coding region runs from base 1 to 1986 and encodes 661 amino acids. Gene Ontology annotation, cellular component: endoplasmic reticulum membrane. The record is from RefSeq and is a predicted model, not a curated record. Gene Ontology annotation, molecular function: 3-hydroxyacyl-CoA dehydratase activity.